CUUAUCGAUAGGUCCGCACAGCAAGCAAAGCAAAGGGAAAAACAGAGAAGAGAAGAGGAGAAACGGAGAAGAAAACAGAGGAGGCAGCAGAGCAAAAAGCAGGAAAGGAUUGGUUUGUGUUGGAUUGGCUAGGAAAUCGGGAGAGAAUCAAGGCAUCGUACAGGAUGAACAACGGAUUCAGCACGGGCGAGGAGGAUAGCCGCGGGCACACGGAUCAAACCUGCUGCCUGAUCGACGACAUGGAGCGGUGUCGCAACCAAGCCGGCUAUGCCAGCUACUCCAAACGCAUUCAGAAGACGGUGGCCCAGAAGCGCCUGAAGCUAAGCAGCGACCCAGCCGCGCAGCACAUCUACAUCUGCGACCACCACAAGGAGCGCAUACAGUCGGUGCGCACCAAGCGGCGUCGCAAGGACAGCGAGGACGACAGCAACGAGACGGACACGGACCUGCACGAGUUCCCAGAUCUCUACCAGCUGCACGUCAGCACGCUGCGCCGCUACAAGCGCCACUUCAAGGUCCAGACGAGGCAGGGCAUGAAGCGGGCGCAGCUGGCGGAUACCAUUAUGAAACACUUCAAGACAAUACCCAUCAAGGAGAAGGAGAUCAUCACAUUCUUCGUGUACAUGGUGAAGAUGGGCUCGAAUAAGCUGGACCAGAAGAAUGGCCUUGGCAACGACACCACCUGAAGGCGCGUCGGCGGGCGGAGGGAGGAGGAGGACGCCGACGACGUCUACUCCUUCUAACGCUGGCCAAACGCCAACUAACACUUCUCACAUUGUUGCUGCAUUUGCUGAACGUCGGCAUUGUUCACCCGAAUAAGGAAAUACGAAAAUACUGAUAGCGAAAUGUCCUUCUCAUCUGUAACCCCCUGUAUCCCCGAACCUACACCUACACCACCACUGCCCGAACUCCUUUCCCCAGCUCCCCGGCAUGCAAUUAUUAUUGAAAGGAAAUAUGCAAUGAAAGAACGUAAGGAAAAAGGCAACUGGUGCUCCCAAAAAAUAGUAUAUCGCGAUAAAACGUAAACUUAAUCUUAAACAAAAAAAUUUACAAAACUAAUUGUAGCCUUGGUCCGUUGUUAAUAGCUCUUUAUACACACAUUACAUUAAAUAAACUAUGUAAAUUUACAAGAGAAUUAACGGAAAACACA
Molecule: messenger RNA, 1150 nt
Organism: Drosophila suzukii
Lineage: Eukaryota; Metazoa; Arthropoda; Insecta; Diptera; Drosophilidae
Gene: Sap30
Product: SIN3-associated polypeptide 30
Biological process (GO): regulation of DNA-templated transcription
Cellular component (GO): histone deacetylase complex
Molecular function (GO): protein binding; transcription coregulator activity
Source: RefSeq, a predicted model, not a curated record